CACCUCCUCUUCCUGGUGUCUCCGUAGGGGAGAUUUCUACAAGCUCCCACUGUGAUCUCCAGGCAGGAAGCGUCGGAAUUGUAGGCCACAGCUAGCUCCAGCUCUCCGCUCAUACAAGUGAUGCCUUCAAAGACACUGCGCUCUGUGAUGAUGCUGCUGCUGCUGCUCGGCUGUCGGAGGCAAAACAAAACACAGCUUCUUAUCUUAGGUCUAAACAACCGGAAAGGACAAAGUUGUUUUUUUCUCCCUACGCACUUGCUUUCCAUCGGAGUCUGAGCUGGUGGGGCUUUCUUCUGUGGAGGAACCUUCUUGGUCGCUGUUUUUGCUUUUCUUGGACAAGUUGGGAAGGCCUUGGUGCAACUGAUGACAAUAACGAAUCACUGGUGAGACUUGGAGGAUCAGGAGACUUUGGAUGGCGCUCCAGCACCACCCCCAGGGCAGUCCAAAGAAUCCAACCACUUUUUGGGCUAUCCUGACCGCACACACGGGCGCUACAUUAGCCGCCGCCCGACCGAUGAUCACAUCACGAGCCUCCAUAACUCCCCACACCCUGCCAAGUGCCCGCCCCCCAAAUGCUGCUUUGUAAGGCGCCAUCCCGUGAUGGAGAAGCAAAUGGAGGAGCUCAGGCAGCAGCUGGAGAAGCAGUGUCUCAUCAACCAGGAGCUGCAGAGGCAAAACAAAGACUUGGAGCAACGCCUGCAGGAGAAAGAGAAACUUCUACAGGAGCUCCACAGUCAAUAUCACAACCUCGAGUUCCCGCCACAGGUCGCCAAUGAGGUCGAGCCAGAGGUCAGGAAGAGUCGGGCUGCGGUCAUCGCACCGGAACCCAUCCCGGAGACGGUGGACAUCAGGAAGUCCAGGGUGAAGAAAACUGUCAGCGAGACCGGUUUGAUCGUCAAAGCCAUCCAGAAAAACGACUUCCUGAGCCGCCUGGAUGAUGAGCAAAUAACCAUGAUGGUGGAUCUUCUGGAGACGACGUCCAUCAGCCGUGGUGGUGAAGUCAUCAAAGAAGGCUGUGAAGGGGACAGCAUGUACAUCGUAGCGGCUGGCGAGCUCCUUGUCACGCAGGCGGGUCGCAACCUCCGGACUCUAACCAGUGGUGACGUCUUUGGAGAGCUGGCCAUCCUUUACAACUGCAAACGAACAGCCACAGUGAAAGCAAGGACAGAAGUGCGUCUGUGGUGCAUGGAGAGACAGACCUACAGGACCAUCAUCACCAACAAAUCCAAGAAGAAACGCGAGCAGCUCAUGGGCUUCUUGAAAACGUCUCGCACUCUGAAGGACCUGAAUGAUGUCCAGCUGUCCAAAAUCAUUGACUCCAUGGAAGAGGUGAAGUACCAGGACAAAGAUGUAAUCGUUCGAGAGGGGGCGGAAGGAGACACGUUCUACAUUAUCCUGAAAGGAGAGGUCCUGGUGACUAAGAACGUGAGCGGGCAUCAGAAGCAGAUUCGAAGGAUGGGGAAGGGGGAGCAUUUCGGGGAACAGGCCCUCAUACGUGAAGUGUUAAGAACGGCCACCUGCACAGCUGACGGCCCCGUGACCUGCUUCUCCAUCGACAAGGAGGUGUUUGAAGAGACAAUCCCAGUCGAGCACUUGGAGCUGUUUGAUGACUCCAAGAUGCUCCAGGAGGCGCAAGCUCCAGUAAAGUCAAGUCCCAGCUCCACCCUGAGGUUUCAGGACCUGGUUCCUGUCCUGUACCAGGAGGGUCGCUAUCAAGGAGAUCCGGUCACCCUUGGAGUAGGAGGCUUUGGCCGUGUAGAACUGAUGACCACGUUGAAUCGUGGGAAAUAUUACGCCAUUAAGAGAGUGAGCAAGAAGCACAUCGUUGCCAAGAGACAAGAGGAGCACAUGCUGUUAGAGAAGAAGAUCCUUAAGGCCGUCCAGUGUGACUUCAUUGUCAGACUUCAUGCAGCCUUCAAGGACACACGUUACAUCUACAUGGUGAUGGAGUUUUGUGGAGGUGGAGAAAUCUGGACCAAACUUAAAGAAGUAGGGCGUUUUGACGAGCAGAUUGCCAUCUUCUGCACCUCCUGCGUGGUGGAGGCCUACGCCUACCUCCAUAAGAAGAGCAUCAUGUACCGAGACCUGAAGCCGGAGAACCUGAUGUUGGACGUGCGUGGCUACGUCAAACUGGUGGACUUCGGUUUUGCCAAAGAGUUGGUGCGUGGCGAGAAGACGUACUCAUUUGUCGGUACUCCUGAAUACAUGGCGCCCGAGAUCAUCAAGAACCAGGGACAUGACUUUGCUGUUGACUUUUGGUCGCUUGGCAUCCUCAUCUAUGAGCUACUGGUGGGAAGCCCUCCCUUUUCGAGCUCGGAGCCUCAAAAGAUUUAUGCCAAGAUUCUAGAUGGGGUUCUGAAUUAUCCUGCGUACUUAAGUGAAGCGGCCAAGUCCAUCAUUAGUAAGCUCUGCAGACCUCGGCCAGGUCAGAGGUUAGGAAACACCAAGAAUGGCAUUAAAGACGUCCGACAUCAUAGGUGGUUCAGUAACAUGAACUGGCACAAGCUGCGUAUGGCUCAAAUCGACGCCCCCACCGUCCGCCUCAUACGCAAGGGCCCCUGCUACAUCAAUUUCGAUCGCUUCCCUCAGGAUCAGACCAAGGCAGACGAGGAGUUCUCCGGCUGGGACCGUGACUUCUAACCUGUACAAGUCCGCCGUAUUGCAUUAUUUAAGAUGUCCAGCCACCAAAACACGAUGGUGCUGAAAGAAAACUCAGGAAAACCCAAAUCUCCUUCCCAAUAGGGUUUUUUAGACCGACUACUGACUUUUAUGUUGACACUUUUCAUGAUUCAGAUGCGAUAGGUCUUCAAUUUUAAAUAAAAAACAUUAUAAUGCUGUGGUUGCCAAUACAUGCAUUUACACGUUUACAGUAGACCCCGACUAUUUGCGGCGGGUUACGUUCCAAGACCCUCGCAAAUGGUGAAAAACGCGGCUCAAGAAAGCCUAUUGUUGACGUUCUUAAACCCUACAAUAUGCCUCUCAGUUAUUCAAUGCAUUUGAAUUCAGUUUUCCACACUAAGAAGCAUUUGCAGUAUUGGAGUUAUGAAACGUGUACUUCAACAUCACAUCCCGUCAAAGCAUCUUCAUGCUGGAAAAUUGUGACUGCAUUGACGUGUGAGACAGCGCCCUCUGCUGGAUUCAUUAAAAAAAUGUUUUCAAUUUAAAGCUGAGAAAAUAAAUCUGCCACUACGGGAUCUACUGUGUCUUUAAUGAUGAAAAAUGGCAGCUACCCAAAAAGCGCUGUAAAAAUAUUAUGUAUUAUUAUUUUUCUUGUUGCAAGCUGGAAAUGUACAUAUCAAAUAUUAGUUAUAUUUUAUAACCAUAUUUAAAGGUUAUGAGUAUGCUGAUGUAAUGUAAUUGAAGAAGAAACAACGCAAUCUCCAAGUAUUUCCAUGAAAUAUACUUCCAUAUCCAACCAUCCAUCCAUCCAUCUUCUAUGCCGCUAAUCCUCAUUAGGGUCGCGGGGGUAUGCUGGAGCCUAUCCCAGCUGACUUCGGGCUGGGAUCGGCAAAUAUUUCAGGGAAUAUUUGCUUAUUUUUUUAUUAUUAGGCCCUAAAAUGGGGCAAUGAUUGGCAGCAACAUCCAACAUUUUUUUUUCUACUGUGUCAAAUUAAAAACAACUCACACUGAAGUUUCUGACAAGAAACGCAUCUCCACAAAAGCUGCUGUAAAUGUAGCAUAUAUUGAUAUAUGUGUUAUUAUUUCAAUAGCAAGACUCCCUCACCGAAAAGAGCACGAGGUUACAACUUUUGCUGCAUGCUUUGAAUGGGAAAGAGUUGCACCAUCUGGUGGACAAAUAGCGUGUAAAAUUUAAAGCUAGUUUUUGUCAUGAGGAUGAUUUUGGUGUAGCUUUGUCAUUUGAAGAAAGAUUACAAUACUAAUAUUUUUGAAAAAUGAAUAUCCUCCUAUUUUAGUAGUCUGUCGUGACUUGUGUCACGCUGUAAGUUCGAAACAACACAAGCCUUCCUAUUGUUAACUUACCUUAUGUCAUGUUCUGCAUGACGGUUUGGACUUUUUUUUCGGCCAUUUCCUGUUUGGUGCUUUUAUUUUGUUACGUCUGUUUUCCUGUUUGGACUGAAUGCAUUACCUUUACUCUGGCUAGAGAGAGCUGUGGAGCACACCUGUCUUUGGGGUACGUUAAACCAAAUCCUCGCAAAACAUGACACCUUGUCUUCCAAAUCACUGUAAAAUGCUUGAAAAUUGUUUUAUUUCUAUUAUUUGUCCUGUUUUAUGUACAGAU
This is a messenger RNA of Dunckerocampus dactyliophorus (ringed pipefish), 4240 nucleotides long. It is a transcript of the gene prkg3, whose product is annotated as protein kinase cGMP-dependent 3. Gene Ontology annotation, biological process: protein phosphorylation. The record is from RefSeq and is a predicted model, not a curated record. Gene Ontology annotation, molecular function: ATP binding; cGMP-dependent protein kinase activity. Lineage: Eukaryota; Metazoa; Chordata; Actinopteri; Syngnathiformes; Syngnathidae. The transcript is spliced from 23 exons. Bases 601 to 2640 code for a protein of 679 amino acids.